AUGAACAGCAUCAUCCACAGCAGCUGCGCCAACAGCGCCCGCUGCCAAACUCGCGCCGUCGCAAGCAAGGACCAGGCGGCCUCGUCGACGCAUGGCACGACCCCGAGGUCCUCGACGUCCGCCGCUGCGUGCGCGCCCUCGCGCGCGCGGCGUGCGUCCAGCAUGUGGUGCGUACCCUCCCCCGCGCGACCCUGCGCACGCCGACCGCGGACUAACCAUCGCGUCGCCGACCCGCAGCGAUUCAGCGACGGCGUGCACUGCACGCGCUUCGUGGCCGCGCUCGGGCAUGUGUUGGCGCGCGCGUGGCAUAUCCCUCUCACGCCAGCAUCACUCUGCAUGUCCGCGUCGCCACCGUCGACGACGACGCGCCCCAUCCCCAUCCCCAUUGCCGCUCACGCUCACGCUCCGGCAGAGGCCCCUCGCGCGCGUGCGCCUCCGCGCGCGCGGGCUCUGGGCGGCGGCACGCCGGUCGUCUCCGUGUACAUCCCGCACCCGCUGGAGCGCUUCGCGCCGUCGACGACGUCGCCGGACCUCAAGUCCGUGCUGAACGCGCUCGCGGCAGAGCCCGUGCAGUUGCGGAUCCGGGGGGCCUGCGGUCCCUGGGAGGCGCACGGGCUUGGAUGUGUGGGCUCCGCGGACGCGUUGGGGGACUUUGGCGAGCGGGGCGAGGGCGAGGACGGAGAUGGGGACGGCUCGUUCUACGAGGACACGGCCUCUUUUUCUGCUGUACACGACGUCAGCUCCGUCCAGGUUGAGCCAGAGGAACCCAUCCUUGCCCCCCGUGCGCGCGCUGCCGCGCGCAGGCUCGGGUCCGGGCUCGGUUUCAGCGACGCAAUGCACUCAUCUGGAGCCGAGCCAGCUCCAACAUCAGUCUCGCCGCCCCGCCAGACGCUCGACCUCGUCGCGCUCUCUGUGAGUCUGGUCUCAGCGACGGCAGGCCGCUCUUCGGAUACGGUGGCGCCCAAGGCCGUGAACGAGACGCAAGCCAAGACUAUGACCAUGACCGCGACCAAGACCACGACCAAGACCAAGGCCGAAGACAAGCCGAAGCCGGGGGCAACCACCGGCGCGCGGUCGAGCGGGGAAACCGACGCGGGCGCGGACGCGGACACCACCGACGUUGACGUCGACGCGUCGAUGGCGGCGCAGCUCGCCACCGCGCUCGCGCUCCUCGGCGCGCUCGAGCCGCAGUCUCCGUCCGGCCCCCCACCCGCGCUGUGCGCGCACGCCGUCGAGAGUGUCGCCUCCGCCUCGACGCCUGACCGCCCCGCCCAGGCCCGCACUGUGCAGCCGCCGCCGCCGCGGCGACCCGCGUCGCAUUCACAGCUCCCGUCGCAACCCCCACCACAGGUCAAGGCGCACGCUCGGCAGGCGCGCGCCCAGAGGCACAGCGCCGCCGCGGCGGUGGAGCCUGUGAAGCUGCGCAAGAUGGGGUCGUGGGUGAGUGGGCUGUUCGGGGAGAUCCAGAACUUGAAGGGGCGGGAGAGGGCGGGUGCAGGGGGCGGCGCGGUCAGGGUGGAUGGGGACAAGGCGCGCGGGUGA
Heterobasidion irregulare TC 32-1 is the source of this 1542-nucleotide messenger RNA. RefSeq lists its product as uncharacterized. The transcript has 2 exons. The record is from RefSeq and is a predicted model, not a curated record. NCBI's taxonomy places the organism in Eukaryota, Fungi, Basidiomycota, Agaricomycetes, Russulales, Bondarzewiaceae. Bases 1 to 1542 code for a protein of 513 amino acids.